AAAUACUCCAAAAGGCACCUAUUUUAACAGAAAUGAGCAUAAAAUAUCGCAAUAGUCUUGAUAUAUUCCUUGCAGAAAACCCCAAAAUUGGUGAGAACAGGAUGCUUGGACAGUUGAGAAUAUUGACACUAUACAAAGUACGAGAGCUCCAAUCCAUCAAGUCACGGGAAUCAUCAUGGUUGAACACAAUCAGUGAGAAGCUCCAAGAAUUAAAUGUUUUCGAAUGUCCGGAUUUGUCAGCAUUAGUACAUUCUACUGCUACAAUAUCUUUCUCUUGUCUGAAAAGAGUGUCUAUAUCCAACUGUCCCCAACUGCAAUAUUUAUUUACAUCAUUCAUGGCAAAAAAGCUAAUGAACCUUGAGGAGAUAACAAUCAAGGAAUGUGAAUCAGUGAAAGAAAUAGUUGCUAAACAGGGAGAUUCAACUUCAGAAGCCAUUAAAUUUGAGCGGCUCAACACCAUUGUUGUCGAUUCUUUACCAAGUCUUAUAUGUUUUUAUUCAGACAGUGAUACUCUGCAAUUACCAUCUUUGAUAAAAGUGCAUAUAUGGCAAUGCCCCAAUUUGAAGUAUUUUUCCCAAGGAGCCAUAGAUGCAAAAUCCUUUUUGGGAGUUCAGAUGUCGCUGGAUACAAGUGAUGAUUUGUUCUUCCACAAAGAUCUUAAUGCCACUAUAAGAGAAAUGUUCCAACAACAUGAAUUUUUUAAAUCUGUGGACAAGGAGUGUUUUUCUGAUGAUCAUGAGCUUGGAGCAUACUGGCAUGGUAAGGUUGUUUCACAAAGUAAAUGGUUGAGCAAUGUGUUAAUUUUGAAGCUGGACAAGUGUACUCUACCAUAUGCAAUUCCAUCUGGUAUUCUUCCUUGUUUAAAGAACUUAAGAGAGUUGGAAGUACGGUAUUCUGACAAAGUAAAGGGAAUUUUUGAAGUGAAUGACAUUGAGAUAAUGGAUACAGCAUCCCAGCUGAAGAUAUUGACAUUAGAAGGGCUAUCGGAGCUGACACAUGUUUGGGAAAAGAAUAGUCCAGGAGUUCCCAUCUUUCAAAAUUUGCAACAGAUUGUUGUUAGUGAUUGUGAAAACCUGCAAACUUUAAUUCCUGCUUCCUUGGCAAGAAACCUUAAGGAACUUGAGAAACUUGAAAUAGAAUUUUGUGAUAAAUUGCAAGAAAUUGUUGAAAAGGAAGAAGGCAUAGCAACAAAUGUAACAGAAAAGUUUGUGUUCCCUCAUUUAAAGAUGUUGCUCCUUUAUGACUUGCCACAGCUUACUUACUUUUGCCCUCAAACAUUCAGUCUGGAAUGUCCUGCCUUAAAUAACUUAUCUGUGUUGUAUUGUAAUAAAUUGGAGUUAUUUCAAAGAGCACAUUCCACGGGAGAGCAUGAAGGUAGUACCUCAAUUAACAGACUGCCUCCUACCUCAUUUUUAAAGGUCAUUUCCAACCUGAAGGAAUUGGAACUUGAUUGGCAGCAAAUUUCAGCAUUAAGCUUAAGGUUCAGGUCAGGGCAAUUUGCCGAAGGCCUCAAAUAUUUAAAUAAUUUUUCCCUGUUUCUUGACACUGAUGAGAAUGAGAAGCCUAUCUUGCCCAUUGAAAUACUCCAAAAAGCACCCAAUUUAACAGAAAUGAGCAUAAAAUAUAGCAAUAGUCUUGAGAUAUUCCUUGCUAAAAACCCCAAAAUUGGUGAGAGCAAGCUGCUUGGACAGUUGAGAAUAUUGACACUAUACGAAGUACUUGGUCUCCAAUCCAUCGAGUCACAGGACUCAUCAUGGUUAAACACAAUCUGUGAGAAGCUCCAAGAAUUAAAUGUUUUUGAAUGUCCAGAUUUGACAACAUUAGUACAUUCUACUGCUACAGUAUCUUUCUCUUGUCUAAAAAAAGUGUCUAUAUCCAAAUGUUCUCAUUUGCAAUUUUUGUUUACAUCAUUAGCUGCAAAAAAGCUAAUGAACCUUGAGGAGAUCUCAGUCAAGGAAUGUGAAUCAGUGAAAGAAAUAAUUGCUAAACAGGGAGUUUCAACAUCAGAAGCUAUUAAAUUUGAGCGGCUCAACACCAUUGUUCUCAAUUCUUUACCAAGUCUUACAGAUUUUUAUUCGGGCAAUGAUACCCUCCAAUUAUCGUCUUUGAUAAAAGUGCAUUUAUGGCAAUGCCCCAAUUUGAAGAAUUUUUCCAAAGGAGCCAUAGAUGCAAAAUCCUUUCAGGGAGUUCAGAAGUCAUUGGAUCCAAAUGAUGAUUUGUUCUUCCGCCAAGACCUUAAUUCCACUAUAAGAGAGAUGUUCCAACGACAGGAGAUUUUAAAAGCCGGAUAUGGGGUAUAUAUUUCUGAGUUACAUAUUGAUGUUGAUCUUCAAAAUUAUGUGUUUGAAAGUUUGGUAAUUUUGAAGCUGGACAAGUGUGCUCUACAGUAUGCAAUUCCAUCUAGUAUUCUUCCUUUCUUAAAGAACUUGGAAGAGUUGGAAGUGCAAGAUUCUGACGAAGUAGAGGGAAUUUUUGAAAUGAAUGACACUGAGAUAAUAGAGACAGCAUCCCGCCUGAAGAUAUUGACUUUAAAAGGGCUAUCGGAGCUGAAGCAUGUAUGGGAAAAUAAUAGUCAAGGAGUUCUCAUUUUUCAAAAUCUGCAACAGGUCGUUGUUAGCGGUUGUAAAAUUCUGCAAACUUUAUUUCCUGCUUUGCUGGCAAAAAAUCUUAGGGAGCUUGAGAAACUUGAAAUAGAAUCUUGUGAUAAGUUGCAUGAAAUUGUUGAAAAGGAAGAAGGCACAAGACCCAGAAACGGAUCCCGUAUUAUCACCAUUUGA
Cajanus cajan (pigeon pea) is the source of this 2777-nucleotide messenger RNA. RefSeq lists its product as uncharacterized. The record is from RefSeq and is a predicted model, not a curated record. NCBI's taxonomy places the organism in Eukaryota, Viridiplantae, Streptophyta, Magnoliopsida, Fabales, Fabaceae.